Molecule: messenger RNA, 780 nt
Organism: Penicillium lagena
Lineage: Eukaryota; Fungi; Ascomycota; Eurotiomycetes; Eurotiales; Aspergillaceae
Exons: 3
Coding region: 1-780 (259 amino acids)
Source: RefSeq, a predicted model, not a curated record
AUGCGCUUCACGUCCAUCGUCGCCCUCCUUCCGGCCCUGGCCCUGGCCCAGGAGCAGGUCCCUCUGGCCGAGCGCGUGCAGGGAUGGUUCAACAAGGCCAAGUCCUUCGUGCCGUCGGCUCCCCCGGCCGCCAACGCCCCGCUCGAGAAGCUGGCCGAGAAGGUCAGCGAGACUCACGUCACGACGAUCGAUAUGAGCAACUGGCAGGAUCUCCUCACCCCCGGGGUGAAGGAGCAGGAUUGGCUCGUCUACGUGACGGGCGGAAAUAAGAGCUGCUUCGGUCGCUGCGGACAGGCCGACAAGGCGUUCCAGGAAUCCACCCUUCUGUUCGCUGCGGAUCCCACCUCGCCGAACCUCGGUUUCGUGGACUGCGAGUCGUCCUCAAUCCUGUGCUCCAUCUGGUCCGCCGGCGCUCCCACCGUCUUCUACUACCACGUUCCCAAGGCUCCCCAUGUCGGCGAGGAAAGGGCACCCACUCCUCUCCACAUCUUCUACCUCAACACGACCACCGUCACCCCCAAUGAGAUCUACCAGAUUCACGGAAAGCAGUUGUAUAAUGAUAUUGCCCCCUAUGAAGGUGCCCUGCACCCCAUCGAUGGCUGGCUCGCCCGCACCCACCUGAACAUUCCCCUGGGCUACCUCAUCUGGGGUCUCGGUGCCAUCCCGAGCUGGAUGUUCAUGAUUGGUAUCUCCUUCUUCAGCCGUACCAUGAUGAGCCGCCGCAUGGGCAAUGUUGGUGCCCCGCAGCAACGGCCUACCCCGGCUGGGAGCGCGAACUAG